This is a messenger RNA of Peniophora sp. CBMAI 1063, 2082 nucleotides long. The record is from the annotation of a GenBank genome assembly. Lineage: Eukaryota; Fungi; Basidiomycota; Agaricomycetes; Russulales; Peniophoraceae.
AUGUCUGCCCCUGAUGGUGCGCCACCGCAAGCCGGCAUCCGACCUCACUCCAGAUUCUAUUUCAACGACGGGAAUGUGUUACUCGUGGUUCAGGGCUUCCUCUACUGUAUUCACGUUUCGAGGGUGGCUACUGUCUGCCCGGUGUUGGCACAACUCCUCGAGCAACCUGACGAGACCAUGCCACGCGGUUGGGAAAGUCGGCCACUUCGUACGAACGAAGAGAUAUACGUGCACUGGGCGAACCGUGAGAUCACGGACACUCGUCCUAGUGUCUGGGACAACGACGGGGCAUUGAUACUUUAUGAUGUCACGGGGAGGGAACUAGAUGCAUUCCUUUCCAUCCUAUAUCCAGACAAUAUGAUCACCUAUGAUCUACACACGCCCGAAGACUGGCAGGCGGUCUUAAGGCUCGCGGAACGCUGGUCCUGCAGACCUAUCAUACAACUCGCACUCCACCAGUUACAUACCAGCUCGGGGCAUUCUCUUGUAGAACGCCUGGCUCUUGCCUACCGUCACAACGUAGAAGAUUGGAUACGACCGGCGCUUCGAGCUCUCUGCCUUCGCCCGCACUCUCUUACAGCAGACGAGAUACGGCGCUUGGGUCCGUAUCCGGAGGCUCUUGCCUUCAUCAUGAGUACGCGAGAGGACGCAAGGAGUGGGAAUGGACCUGCUGUAGACCGUGCACUUGAUACGUGGGAGAGUGCCCCGACCGCGAUACCCGAGCCCGACGCCGAAGAAGCUGCCUUUUCUCCGGCACUUCCCCAACCUCCUCAUAUACCAUCAUCCCUGGGCGUCUCUACGGCUAUUCCUUCCUCCCCUACUAUCCCACCUGUGUCCGAUCUUAAUGUACCAAUCGCCACCACAACGACCGACCCUGUAUCUGCUGCCAUCGAUGAGCUUACGCCAGACGCGGCGGCGUUGCACUCCGAAGACUUGCCCGCAUUUCGAGAGGACGAAGCGGGAAACCUAGUUGCGCCGUCCUCCCUGAACUUCAAUACAAGUAUAGAAGCUGGUUCAGCAUCCGACGUGGUACAAGCUGGCGCCUCUACGAUCUCCCACGACCAUCCAGUCUCUCAGAGCGCGAAUUUGGGCAGCGGCGAAGCGCCGGGGCCGGCUGGCUUGAUCAACUUCGACACUCCUGCCAUGCAAUCGGGUGGAGCCACCGAUGAGCAUGGGUCGGCAACGACUGUUCCAGGUGGACAGCUCGCGGAAGACGUUGCGCUGAGUCCGAUUGAUGAUCGGUUCGAUGGUUCCGCGAUGCAGUCCCGAACGUCAAGCCCUCAUGACGAUGAGGACUUUGACCCAGCAAGGCCCUCGACGAGAUCUCCCUCAAGCAACGCGGGCUCCCCUGAAUCCACACGGGAAGAGAAACAGCGUUAUCCGGUCGGAUUUGGGGUCUGGAGAGGUGAAGGACCCACUGCGGCAUGGUCGGCAGAGAGUAGUACAAGCGAUGAACCAAGGGUACCUGGAGCGCACAAAGACGACAGCAUAACGAGAACGACUUCUUCUGGCAGCGCAGUAACCGCGUCUCCUAUGAAGUCAGUGCUAAACUUCUUCGCGUCCACCGCUGCAGGGAUCUUGGGUAGCGGCGGGAAUGCCGAGGCUCCGCGACGUGCUCGAGCUGAUAGCGCCCCGGAGGGUGGACAGCAGGAUAAGGGCAAGGGAAGGCAGACUGAAUCAGAGGCUGCCGCUACCGUCGUCGCGGCGUCAGCCCCCUCGACUGCUGCGCCCGCCACGCUUUGGCAUCCUUCGCAAGAUCCUCAGACAUCGAGAGCGCCUCGCAAUUACCAAGAUCAAGAGCUAUCAGAAACGAAUCAGGCCGACGGUGGCGGAGACGAGGAAUCAAAGGAUGCCGAAGUUGACGAACGAGAGGUAGGCGAUGACGAGGGCGGGGGCGGGGGCAAGGGUGAUUCGAGCGGUCGUGCCUCGAUGGGUCAACAGAGUCUUGCAACGAUUAUCGAUCCGUACCAAGGCAUGUCGGAGAGUCAGCGCAAGAAGGCGAGGCAAAAGGCGAAUGCUAAGGCGAAGAAGGAAGCAGAGCAAGCGAUGAAGGAUGAGCGGAGGAAGCACGGCAGGAGAUGA